Olea europaea var. sylvestris is the source of this 774-nucleotide messenger RNA. RefSeq lists its product as uncharacterized. The transcript has 3 exons. Lineage: Eukaryota; Viridiplantae; Streptophyta; Magnoliopsida; Lamiales; Oleaceae. The record is from RefSeq and is a predicted model, not a curated record. The annotation marks the transcript as partial.
AUGGUACUGUGCGCAUCGAGAUAUGGAAUUGAGAAGCAAUUUGAAGCAGUUUACACAAUUUCAAAAUUUAAGGAAGUUCAAGAGGAGUUCACAGGUAAAAUGUACUACGACCUUGUUUCUUUCUCUGAGGGAUUAUCGGGGGCAACGUGCGAGGUACGGGAGGAUGUAAUUAAUGACGAGCAUUCGAAGGAAAAAAAACAUAUGAUUGCACUAUUGGUCCGUAAUGACGUGAAAUCUAUACUCGAAAGAUAUAUAUUACGGAGAUGGCGACGAGAUGUGAGUAGGGCCCACACAAGGGUACCAGUGAACUAUGAUGGUUUGAUUAGUACGCCAGGGCAAUUGAAGUACGACAAAAUAUGUCAACGCUUUGCUACAUUGGCCGAUUUGACAGCAGAAGAUGAAGCGAAAUCGGAUGCAAUAAUUGAUUGGAUUGACAGUCAAUGUCAAGAGAUGAUGGAAACAAAUCAUAGUAAUAAUAAUGUCCUCUCCCCUCAUACGACUCAGACAUCAUUCCAAUGUAGAGCACUACAGGAUACUGGAAGUGGUAACAUAAGGGAUCCAGAAUGUGUGAAAAGAAAAGGUACCCCGAAGAAACUUCGAAAGAAGAGCCCAUUGGAAACCAUUUCAAGCAAAGUUAAGGCAAGUACGGGUUCUACCAAAUGGAAGAAAACGAAGGUUCCUAGAAGUGAUAUGGGAAUGGUUGUAGCGCCCAUUGUCCAGCCACCUCAGCAACUGCACGUGCCGCUUCUAUUCUCCUAUACGAACCUCCUUCUG